AUGGUUGGAGAAUCCCCUAUUCAUGAUGAAGAUCCUAAAACUCCUAAAACCCCUAUCAACACCACUGCCAAAACACUCGAUCCCUCUCAUCCCUAUUUUGUACACCCAUCAGAUAACCCCACUUCAGUCUUAGUUCAGCCGCUUAUGAAUGGUGACAACUAUAGCACUUGGGUUCGUGGUAUAACAAAAGCUCUAAGUGCUAAAAACAAAUUGGGUUUCGUCAAUGGAGUGCUUAUUGAACCAUCUUCAGAUGCUGAUGCUGAAAACCACCACAACUGGAAACGUGCUGAUGAUCUUGUUUCCAGUUGGAUAUGUCACUCCACUAUUCCUCAAAUCAAAACAACUAUUGAUUACUUACCUUCUUCAUUGGUUGUUUGGAAGGAUUUGAAAGAGCGUUUUUCUGAAACAAGUGCUCCCAAGCUUUUCCAACUUAAGCAAUCCAUUGCUUCUCUCAAACAAACUGAUCAGUCAUUGUCUUCUCACUACACCACUAUAAGAGCCUUAUGGGAUGAAAUAGAUUCCAUUCGUCCUCUCCCAAACUGCAUCUGCGGAGCCAGCAAGCAAACCCUUGAACUUAUGGAUCAGGAUCGUGCUAUGGAGUUCCUCCAAAGUCUCAAUGAUUGA
Papaver somniferum (opium poppy) is the source of this 624-nucleotide messenger RNA. RefSeq lists its product as uncharacterized. Lineage: Eukaryota; Viridiplantae; Streptophyta; Magnoliopsida; Ranunculales; Papaveraceae. The transcript has a single exon. Bases 1 to 624 code for a protein of 207 amino acids. The record is from RefSeq and is a predicted model, not a curated record.